CCUCCGCGCUCCCUGCACUGCUCCUCGCCGGCGGGACGCGCUCUAGCGGGGCUGGCGGCUUUCUCCGAGAGUCCCCAGCGGCCGCCGUGGCCGGAGCAGCGGCAGCGGGCGCAGCGCCCCGGGUCUGCGGGCCGAGCGCGCCGGCCGGGGUCGAGCGCGCGUCCCCUCCCCGCCCCCACCGCGCGUUGUGGCGCAGCAGGAAUUUGGCGGGGACCCGGGCGCUAUUUGCGGCUCUUGACGCGCCGGCGGCCGGUGGCCCUUCGAUCAUUUCUAUUCUAGGGGCACUGGGUCAUCGCGCCCGGCCGGCCCCCUCCGCCGGGCCCGGAGGGUGUGUCCCCCUCAGCCGGGCUCGCCGCGCCUAUAAGGGGCCCGAGCGGCGGGCAGGGACAUGCAGCUCUACAGCAGCGUCUGCACCCACUACCCAGCCGGGGGACCGGGUCCCACGGCCGCAGCCCCCGCUCCCCCCGCCGCCGCCGCAGCCACCGCCCCCUUCAAGGUCUCUCUGCAGCCUCCGGGACCCGCCAGCGGCGAGCCAGAGCCCGAGACCGGUGAGUGCCAGCCUGCCGCGGCCGCCGAGCCCCGAGAAGCCGCCGCCGCCCCCGCCGCCAAGAUGCCCGCCUUCUCCUCCUGCUUCGAGAUGGUGUCCGGGGCCGCCGCCCCCGCCUCGGCCGCCGCCUGCCCUCCCGGCGGGUCCUGUAAGCCGCCGCUGCCGCCGCACUACACGUCCACGGCGCAGAUCACCGUGCGGGCCCUGGGCGCCGACCGGCUUCUGCUGCACGGGCCCGAGCCCGGCGCCGCGGCGCCCGCCGCCCAGCGCAGCCGCUGCCUCCUGCUGGCCCCGGCGCCCGGCGCCCCGGUCCCGCCGCGCCGGGGCUCCUCGGCCUGGCUCCUGGAGGAGCUGCUGAGGCCCGACUGCCCCGAGCCCGCGGGCCUGGACGCGGCCCGGGAGGGUCCCGACAGAAACUUCCGACUGAGCGAGCACCGCCAGGCCCUGGCCGCCGCCAAGCAUCGAGGCCCCGCGCCGCCCCCGGGGAGCCCGGAGCCCAGCCCUGGGCCGUGGGGCGAGGAGCACCCGGCGGAGAGGAGCCUCCGGGGCUGGGAGAGGGCGGGCGACCGCAGCGACCCUCCCGGCGCGGACGAGGCACGGCGGCCCGACCCGGAGGCGGAGGCGCCCCCGGCGCGGAGCGGCGACGCGGCCCCGAGCGGCGCGGCCGAGGCGGUGAUCGUCUCCAGGUCGGAUCCCAGAGACGAGAAACUGGCCCUGUACCUGGCGGAGGUGGAGAGGCAGGACAAGUACCUGCGACAGAGGAGUAAGUACCGAUUUCACAUCAUUCCCGACGGCAACUGCCUCUACCGAGCGGUCAGCAAGACGGUGUACGGAGACCAGAGCCUGCACCGGGAGCUGAGGGAACAGACCGUGCAUUACAUCGCCGAUCAUCUCGACCACUUUAGCCCCCUGAUUGAGGGCGACGUGGGGGAGUUCAUCAUCGCUGCUGCUCAAGACGGGGCGUGGGCCGGCUACCCGGAAUUGCUGGCCAUGGGGCAGAUGUUGAAUGUGAAUAUACAUUUAACUACUGGAGGGAGGUUGGAGAGCCCCACGGUGUCUACCAUGAUUCACUAUUUGGGCCCAGAGGAUUCCCUAAGGCCUAGCAUUUGGCUCAGUUGGCUCAGUAAUGGACAUUACGAUGCGGUGUUUGAUCACUCCUAUCCCAACCCAGAGUAUGACAAUUGGUGCAAACAGACUCAAGUGCAAAGAAAACGCGAUGAAGAACUUGCCAAAUCCAUGGCCAUAUCCCUAUCCAAGAUGUAUAUUGAACAAAAUGCAUGCUCUUGAAGUGUCUGAAAACCUACACCCUGGGAGAAUUGCAUACAUAAUUUGUGUUGGGAGAAUUAUGAACUCUAAUCAGGGUAAUAGCACUUUUAAACUUCCUAGUAGAUUUACCGUAGGUGUAAUGCCUUAAUCAUUUUUUUGAAUGUUUUCUCCUCAGAGCUGAAGGUUGCUGGGCACCUAAAUGAUGUUUCAUGAUGGCUUUGGGUGAUCCUACUGCUAUUUAUAAUUUGCUGUAUAAAGUUAGCCACGACUUAAUUUGCAAGCUAGUUUCUCAUGGUGUAAAUUUGUUCAUUCCUGGUAAUCUGUUUUCUAUAAAAAUGUAUUUUUGCACAUUUUUAAAAAUUGGUGUACCUUCAUCUAUGACGUGUUCCAUUUUGACAAACAGCUUUCCAGCAUAAAUCCAGAGAAGUGCUUUAUAUGAAAUUUAUUACUUUGAACAGAGUUUGUGAUUUAGUAGUUAUUUUAUGUUGUUCGAUUUGAAUUUUACGAUUCUUAGGUAAUUAUUUCAAAUGGAUAUUGAUGCAUUUGUGUUACCAGAUGAUUGGCCCAUUCCAUUUUAAUGAAAAAAAUUUGUUGUUUUGGAAAUAAUUAUUUUUCUAGAAAUGCUCAACCUUUUAAAGAGAAAUACUUAAGGGAAGGUUGUGGGAAGAAUUUUCUUUAAGGGAUAGUACCAGGUCUUACUUGAAUGAAAGUCUGAUAUUUGCUGAUGGCAGAGUGAUGACUAUUCUGUACUUUGGUUGGCAUUUAGAGUAGAUUGUCUGGUGCUCUGAUUGUUUUUAUUUAUAUUUGUCAUUUUGUUAUAAAAGCAUUUUAACCUUGUGACAAGAUAAGCCUCCUGCUUUAUAUAGCUUCUUGAAUUCAACUAAGAGAUUUAAGAAACUACUAGCAUAAAUGCCUCGAAUCAGCGUUGGCAGUUGUUUUAUAGCAGGAGAAUGUGGUCUGAAUAUUUUAUUCCUUUUAAAUUCUUUGAAAAGGCAAGAUAGGAUUGCCCUGUAUUAUGUACAAAUAAAAAUGUCUGUAAGAACAGAUCUUGUAUGGUUUGCUGGGUCAAACAAUGUUCUCAACCUAAAAUCUAUCUCAUUUCCACUUUUAGUCAUAUUUAUUAAGUACUGCAGUUUGUACUUUUUUUUAUUUUGUAACAUUUUGUGAUUUUUUGGUACAAUACUGUAUUUGUACAAUAGAGCGAUUCUAAGCUGAUGGAAUGAAUGAAUAAAAUGCGUAAUUUUACUUUUA
Zalophus californianus (California sea lion) is the source of this 3064-nucleotide messenger RNA. RefSeq names its product OTU deubiquitinase 1 (gene OTUD1). Lineage: Eukaryota; Metazoa; Chordata; Mammalia; Carnivora; Otariidae. Gene Ontology annotation, biological process: protein deubiquitination. Gene Ontology annotation, molecular function: cysteine-type deubiquitinase activity. The record is from RefSeq and is a predicted model, not a curated record. The coding region runs from base 389 to 1834 and encodes 481 amino acids. The transcript has a single exon.